UCUCUUCAUUCCUCUCCUCAACCAUUCUGCUUUCUCUAUUCUCAAAUCCGUUUCUGUAUAUUUCCAAUAAGCACAUCUCUUGAGCUUAUCAAUUUUCUUGAGAAAAGAAUGCAGCCGAUCUUCCAUGCUGUCCUUCAAAAUGACCUUCCAGCUUUUAUGAGUUUGGUAGAAGAGAGAGACUCGACGCUGGAGGAGAAAAACAAUGAAGAACAUCUGAACGACACGGUUUUGCACAUGGCUGCAGGGCUUGGUCACGGAGAACUCGUCUCCAAGAUUAUCGAUCGUCGACCUUCCCUAGUCUGCUCCCGCAACGCAGAGGGAAACACACCGUUGCAUCUUGCUGCUCUCCUUGGAGACGUGAACAUAGUAAGUCAGAUGUUAGAGACUGGAUUAGAAGCGUGUACCGCACGAAACAACAAAAAUGACACACCUCUCCACUUAGCAUGCCGCAGCAUUUCGACGGAGGCUGCCAAACUCGUUGCGGAAAAGACAAACUCAGUUGAUCUCGGUGAACUCAAUUUCGCCAUAUCAAGUGGAUCCACUGGUGUUGCAAAGAUUAUACUGGAGAGAUUCCCAGACCUAGCUAGGGAGGAAGCUUGGCCUGUCGAAGGCGGCUCGCUAUCAACGCUAUUGCAUCAUGCGUGUGAUAGAGGAGACCUUGAAUUGACAAGAAUAUUGUUAGCGCUCGAUCAAAGACUAGAUGAAGCUAUUAACACCAACGGGUUAUCACCUCUGCACCUGGCCGUCCUCAGAGGCUCGGUUGUAAUCCUGGAGCAGUUCCUAAACAAGGCUCCAUUGUCUUUCAUCUCUCUCACGCCAUCAAAAGAGACAGUCUUUCAUCUCGCUGCAAAAAACAAAACCAUGGAUGCCUUUGUUUUCAUGGCAGAGCGUUUGGGCAGUAACAGUCAGAUUCUUUUGCAGCAAACAGAUGAAAAUGGCAACACUGUCUUACAUACUGCUGCCUCUGUGGCUUGUGGUGCUCCGCUUAUACGUUACAUCAUUGGUAAGAAGAUGGUAGAUAUCAGCAACAAGAACAAGAUGGGUUUUGCAGCUUGUCACCUUCUCCCUCAAGAUGCUCAAGACUUUGAGUUGUUAUCAAGCUGGCUAAGGUUUGACACCGAGCCUUCAGGAGUGUUGGAUCCUGAGAGCAUUGUAGUCGAAGAUCCCUCUAGUCCAUUGAUCGGUAAACCAUUACGGGCAUGCGUUAAACCUUUUGAUAUCUGCGGAAGCUCCGAUGCGGACGAGGUAAUACGGCUGCUUACGCUAAUCGGAAUAAACACAACAGAGUUAGCUAAGAGAAAGAGAAGUAAACAAAGUGAAGUGGAAAAAGGUCCUGAGGGCUUGGAAUAUGCGAUGCAUAUAGAAGCAUUACAAAAUGCAAGAAAUACUAUUGCUAUAGUGGCAGUCCUUAUUGCUUCAGUUGCUUAUGCCGGUGGGAUACACCCUCCUGGCGGCGUCUACCAAGAUGGGCCAUGGAUAGGCAAAUCCACUGUGGGAAAAACGACAGCGUUUAAAGUCUUUGCGAUAUGCAACAAUAUCGCACUGUUCACGUCCUUAGCCAUCGUUAUUCUUCUCGUUAGCAUCAUACCUUACAAGAGGAAACCGUUGAAGAGGUUACUGGUGGCCACGCAUAGAAUGAUGUGGGUUUCUGUUGGGUUCAUGGCUACAGCUUAUGUUGCAGCAGCCUGGGUGACAAUACCACAUUACCGUGGAACACGAUGGGUGUUUCCAGCCAUUGUUGCCGUUGCUGUUGGAGCUUUAAUGGUACUCUUCUUAUAUCUUGGUGUUGAGGCCAUCGUUCAUUGGUUUAAGAAGAAGGCUCGUGUAGGACUUACACCUUCCUCUGCAAGGACCUGUUCAGAUUUGGCCGUCUCAGGAAAAUCAGGCUACUUCGCUUAUUAAGAAUGUUGGGUUAAUCCUUUAUUUAUUUCAUACAUUUGUGAUUCAUUUUUUGUUCUUAAGAACAUCAGUGAGUAAUUGUCUCGUUUAAAAAUUCUCUUAUUGUUCA
This is a messenger RNA of Brassica oleracea var. oleracea, 2008 nucleotides long. Its product is annotated as ankyrin repeat-containing protein At5g02620-like. Gene Ontology annotation, cellular component: plasma membrane. Bases 109 to 1902 code for a protein of 597 amino acids. Gene Ontology annotation, molecular function: protein phosphatase 1 binding; protein phosphatase regulator activity. The transcript is spliced from 3 exons. The record is from RefSeq and is a predicted model, not a curated record. Lineage: Eukaryota; Viridiplantae; Streptophyta; Magnoliopsida; Brassicales; Brassicaceae.